AUGACCCUAGACGACCACAACAUCAGCAGCUGUCGUUUCGCCUCGUGCAACACCUCGUUCGCCUCAGAUCGCGACGGGGACGGCGGAGAUCAGGCCCUGAAAAUCCAACGGUCAGGAACGUCCCCUGUGAUGGAGGGGGAAGAAGCGGAGGGCAACCAGAAAAUUAGGGUUUCUGCUGCCGUUACUAGCGAAAUGAUAGAAGAUCCUGUAGCAAAAAGUCUUUCCGAUUCGAGACGGGACAGCAGCGGCAGCAGCCAUGAAGAGCUCGUACGCGAUGCCAACGCUUCGCUACCAGAGCUGUUGCGCGCCUGCUCGCGCCACCCCCGGCGACAGGCGGACGCCGUCCUGCCCGCCCUCUCGCGCCUGCUGGACCUCCAAGCGCGGCUCACAGCCGCGCGCGCCCCCCUGGGGGGAGCCCCGCGCGCAGAAGGGGAAACUGAGAGAGUCGAGGGGACUGAGGGCGCGGAAGAGAGUGCAGGAGGGGGAGGGGGGAGGGGUGAGGCUGGUAGGGAAGGAGGGGGAGGUGCAGCAGCAGAGGAAACGUCACUAGUGGCAGCACCAGCAGCGCCACCAGAGUUGUCACCGUGGCAGCAGCUGGAGGAGCAACUUUCUUUGGACGAACCAGGUAAAAGCCUAGCAAGUGAAACUGGUCAAACCAGUCAAACCGGUCAAACUGAGUUGGCCAGUCAAGCAAGUCAAACCGCCGAAGGCUCCCUACAGGAGAUUCAAACCCUCCUUUCCCGCAUAGACGCACCACUCUCCCACGCGCUAGACCUGCUCGAGCAAGAAUUCACAACCGUCCUAUCCAAUUCCAACAGAAAGCUCAACCUCCACAUUCUUAAAGCCGCACUUCACAUGCAAAACCUCGCGAUUCUCCCCAGCCCGAGAACCCGGGGAGGAGGAGGGGCGGGAGCAGGUGCAGGUGGGAGCGCGGCAGGUUUCGGGGCAGGGGCAGGAGGGAACCGCCGGGGGGGGUCGUUUUCGGUUACGGGGAAUCUGUUCUCUAAGGGUUUGGGAGGGGACGGGGGAGAAGGGAGUGGGGGAGGGAAGUAUACCCCAUCUGGGGCUAGGCCACCCCCCUCGCCUUCCUCCCCUGCUAACAAGCAGCAUGGGAGAGCCGCGAGCCAGUUUCUGUUCGACGAUCCGAUGCUGAUUGAGUACAACGCGUCGCUGUCCGCCCGAGCCUCCUCGCCGCUAGGCUCGGGCCGAGCCUCAGGGACAGGUUCGGAAGGUGGGGUGGCGGGCGGUGGGGGGAGUGUGGGGGCGAGUGGGGGCCCUGGUCCGUCUCUGUUGUCCCCCAUGGGUGGUGGGACUGGGUCAUCUCUUUUGUCUCCUGUGGGGUGUUCUACCCCUCAAUCCACGCUCUCUGAUGCUGUGCUGACGGCUACUGCUAGCAGCAGCACGAACACGAGCAGCAGCAGCAUUGCUGCUGUGAGUGGCCCGUUGGAGACUUUGUUUAUUGGGUCGGAUGUGGCAGGAGCAGUGGGAGCAGCAGGUGCAGCUGCUGCUGUUGAUGGUGUUAGCAGCAUUGGCGUGGUUGAAGGAGGAGGGGGUGUGAUGAAAUCUCGAUCCGCCACCCAGCCAACCCUGCAGUGCUCCUCGUCCUUUCCUGUCCAACAAAACAAGCUCGGAAUUGUAUCGUCUAAUUCCUUAUCCCUGCCUCGCUCUGCUGCUGCUAGUGCUGUUGGGGAUGGAGACUCCACCGCUCCUCCCCCUAGAAUCACCAUUCCCCCAGUUUAUUCCGAUGGUGGGCGAGUGGGCGAGUGGGCGAGUGGGGGAGUGGGCGAGCAGGAGAGUAGGGCAGUGGGCGAGUGGGCGGAGUGGUUGCCGGUGGCAGAGGUGCCGUGGCUCAGCGACAAGGCGAGGCAGGCAACGGUGGCGAGUGCGGUGGAGAGUGUGAGCAUGAAAGAGUACACAGCAGAGGAGACGCAGGCCAUGGCGUGGGCGGAUCUAGAGCCGUUGAUCAAGCUGUGGAUCAGAGACAUCAGCAUCCUGCUGCGAGUUCUCUUCUUUUCCGAGCAUCAGCUCAUCAAGGGCGUUCUCGACGCCUCUCCACCCACCAGCCAUAGCAGCAGCAGCAGUGCCACCAGCGGCAGCAGUAGCGGCAGCAGCGGCAAUAGCAGUAGUGCCGGCGCUGCUGUUACCACCGUCAUUGCUGUAGCUUCUGCACCCGACAGUGCUUCGACCCCAGCCGUUCCUGACUCUGGUUCGGAUCUCCUCUCGCAUCCUGACCCCAUGUGUGAAACACCUGAAGAAACUCCUGAGCCUGCUCCCGAGGCGCUGAAGGCGAAUGACAGCACGACCCACAGCACGUCCCAGAGCACACCUGAGAAUACACCUGAGGGAGCACCUGAGAGCCCACCUGAGAAUCCACCUGAGAGUACACCUGAGAGCAGCAGCAAGCGCACGGAGCAGGUUGCCCGGAAACCCGGGGAGCACCUGAUGAGUCCGGACAGCGUGUUUCGGCAUCUAGUGGGGUCGGUGGGCGGCGUGAAGUCGACCCUGUGUGCACUGUGUGCAAAUGCUGCAGCCAUUGCUGCGUCUAAGAGCGCCCCUGAGAAGAUUUUUGCCCUGCUGGAGGCAUACCGCACCGUGGCUGACCUCUCCCCACAGGCCCUGCCGGUGUUCCUCGCUCUCCCCAAGAGCGAUUCAGACGAUCCAUUCAAGCUCUGGCAGCGCCUCUCGCAGCUCUUUGCCGGAGCCAUCUUUGCCACUCUCGACGACCUCAACCGCAUUCUCAGGGACGUUGCAGCGUUUGUGCCGGCCAACCAGGCGUCCGGUAGCUCGCCCAUGAAGAAGAAACUACUGAGGCUGAUUCACUGGAAGUCCUCGGAGCAGAAAACAACCAACGAUGAAGAAGUGGAUAUUGGCGUGCAUAAAUGUUGCAACGAGGAUGAAGGAUGCACUGAAGCAGCAGGAUUGAGUCCCUCUGCUCCCAUCUCAUCCCCUCGUUUUGCUCUCUUCUUCCCUCUUCCACCCGCCAGUGUUGCAACGAGGAUGAAGGACGCACUGAAGCAGCAGGACCGCAUUGCAGCGUAUGAGGCAGCAUUCGAUAAGGCAGGCCUGGCAAAGCUCAUGGCGUGCUUGGCGCCUGAGGAGGUGUCUGCAAAGCUCAGCGCGGAUGCAGUCAAAUCCAGGCUAAAGAAGUUCAACUCAGCUUUUGAGGAGGUGGCGUUGGAGCAGAACCGUUGGAUCGUAAUCAGCGACUCGCAGAGGAAGAAGACGAGGAUUCGCUUCGCCCGCACGCUCAAGAACGCGUAUUUGGAGUUCCUCACACCUCACAGGGAAAUCAUAUCGGACAUAACAACCUAUCAGUGGUCGCCAGAUGGCAUCGAACGAUUGAUGCUCAAGUCUUUCUUCCUCGGCCGAAGCCUCCCUCUAAUCAUGACUGCUUGA
Closterium sp. NIES-65 is the source of this 3396-nucleotide messenger RNA. Lineage: Eukaryota; Viridiplantae; Streptophyta; Zygnematophyceae; Desmidiales; Closteriaceae. The record is from the annotation of a GenBank genome assembly.